Messenger RNA from Argentina anserina (silverweed cinquefoil), 1994 nucleotides. Its product is annotated as DEAD-box ATP-dependent RNA helicase 5. The record is from RefSeq and is a predicted model, not a curated record. Gene Ontology annotation, cellular component: nucleolus. The transcript has 13 exons. The coding region runs from base 89 to 1705 and encodes 538 amino acids. Gene Ontology annotation, biological process: rRNA processing. Gene Ontology annotation, molecular function: RNA binding; RNA helicase activity; ATP binding. Lineage: Eukaryota; Viridiplantae; Streptophyta; Magnoliopsida; Rosales; Rosaceae.
UAAACCCGCCAUUCUUCUUCGACCUCAAAACCUCUCUUCCCUUUUCUUCCGCAGCUAUCUCCUCUCACCUCGCUUCAGGGCUUCAACAAUGGGUCGCAAGCUCAAAGACCCCUCUACUCUCACCGACCCAGAUGCCCAGGAAGCCGCCAACAACCACCGCGAAGCCAAAGCCGAGAAGAAGAAGAAGAAAAACAAGCACAGCAAACACACAAACGAAGAAGAAGAAGAAGAACACCACCAGCUCAGCCCUCCCAAACGAAAAUUGGAGGAAGAAAACUCAGAUUCUAAGAAGAAGAAGAAGAAGCAGAAGAAAUCGAAAGAGAGCGAAGAAGAAGAGCCCAAGGGAAAUGGAGCUGUGGCGGUGGUGGUGGAGGAGAGUAACUCUACUGAUGCCGUUGUGAUGGUUACUGGGAAAGAUUCUGAUGAAGCCAAGUACAAGCCAUUGGAUUCGUUUGCGGAGUCGAAGUUGCCGAGUGAGGUUCUACAGUGCUGUGUGAAUUUCAAGAAGCCGUCGCCGAUUCAGUCACGUGCGUGGCCGUUUUUGCUGGACGGUCGUGAUUUUAUCGGGAUUGCGAAAACCGGGUCUGGUAAGACUUUGGCGUUUGGGAUACCAGCGAUUAAUCAGGUCUUGAAUAAGAGGAAUGGCAAGUUUUCGAGGGGGCGGUAUCCUCUUUGUCUUGUGCUUGCGCCGACGAGGGAGCUGGCUCAACAAAUUUCAGAUGUGCUUGUUGAGGCUGGGAAAUCAUGUGGGGUGGAAUCAGUUUGUUUGUAUGGAGGAACAUCUAAAGGACCUCAAAUAUCUUCUCUGAAAUCUGGUGUGGACAUUGUUAUUGGUACACCUGGUCGUUUGAAGGAUCUCAUUGAAAUGGGUUUGUGUUGCCUUCAGGAAGUAUCUUUUGCGGUCCUUGAUGAAGCAGAUAGAAUGCUUGACAUGGGAUUCGAACCUGAAGUCCGCUAUAUACUGGGACAGACAUGCUCAUCUCGCCAAAUGGUGAUGUUCAGUGCGACCUGGCCUCCAUCAGUUCAUCAGCUAGCUCAAGAGUUCAUGGAUCCUAAUCCAGUUAAGGUGGUUGUUGGUUCAGAGGAUUUAGCUGCCAAUCAUGAUGUCCUGCAGAUAGUUGAGGUUUUAGAUGAUCGAUCUCGUGAUGCACGUUUGGCUGCUUUGCUGGAAAAGUACCACAAAUCAAAAGGGAAUAGAGUUUUGGUUUUUGUUUUGUACAAAAUGGAAGCUACUCGUGUUGAGAAUAUGCUGCAAAGAGGGGGUUGGAAGGUCUGUUCUAUACAUGGUGAUAAAGCACAAAAUCAGCGCACACAGGCACUAUCUCUAUUUAAGCAGGGAAGCUGUCCCUUGAUGAUAGCUACUGAUGUGGCUGCUCGAGGAUUGGAUAUCCCAGAUGUGGAGGUGGUGAUUAACUAUAGUUUUCCACUCACUACUGAGGAUUACGUCCACAGAAUUGGGCGCACUGGACGGGCCGGUAAGAAGGGUGUCGCUCAUACCUUUUUCACACAUCACAACAAGGGACUUGCUGGGGAGCUGGUCAAUGUUCUCAGGGAAGCUGGGCAAACUGUGCCAGCUGACUUGUUAAAAUUUGGCACUCAUGUAAAGAAAAAGGAGUCCAAACUUUAUGGGGCUCACUUCAGAGAAAUUUCCGCCGAUGCUCCAAAGGCUAAAAAGAUUACAUUCGUCGACUCUGAUGAAGACUAACUCUUUUUGCAACCUCAAAACCAUUCUUAAAUAGGGCACCAGCAAGAUAUAGAGUUGGUUAGAUAAACCGAUUUCUAUGUAACAUAUUUUUUGAUUUUGUUUACUUCCCUUUCCUUUUUCUGUGUCUCUUCAUCAGAUGUAUACUAAAAUUCAAUUCAUAGAUGCUGAAUAAGUAUAUUUGAUUAUUGGUUUUUGAAUUUAUGAUCUUAAGCUCUUCCUGCAAAUUGAUCAGGCAUUUGUAGAUAAUGUACUUCAUUUGAGGAUAUGAUUGCGAGCAACAUUACUUGAA